AUGGAUAGAUUCACAUAUCCCAAAAGUCCCUUUGCGGACAACCAGUCAGGCACGUCGGCGUCGUCUAUUAGCGAUACUGCUAGUGAAAUGUCAUUUGACACGGGUCUCAAGUCUCCCACCAUCAAUAUCGUGCCCCAGUUUGCCACCACACGCAAGCCGUCGCUUCGAUUCGAUCUAACGUCGCCCAAAGAUGCCAGAUCGCCGUUCUCCGACCAGUCAAGCCUGAUUCCCGGCACACCGCUCCACGAAAUGUACCCUCCUGAAGAGGUCCCUACUGCCAUGAAGAGAAUGCGUUGGGGAACCACACGAACGAAGACUGGUCGGCCUAAGAAGGCACCGGUCAACAGGUCCAAGACAUUCAAAAAAAUCUUGCGUGCUGGAACAAUUCUGAAAAAACAGAAAUCGCAAGAUGACGAGUACGGUCCAGACGAUUCAUUGGAUAUCAUUGAUGACUACGCCUCGGACCAUGAAGCAGACACUGAAAAGCGCGAUCCACGCGAUCGGAAACAUGAAAAUCGUAUCAUAACCUUCAACAGAACGCUUCCUAGUGAAUUGGUGGACCCUGAAACUGGCUUACCCAUCAACGUGUAUCCACGCAAUAAGAUCAGAACGGCAAAGUACACGGCACUCACAUUUUUGCCCAAGAACUUGUUUAACUCGUUCCGCACAGACAUUGCUAACAAUUAUUUUCUCUUUCUUAUCAUUUUGGGAUGUUUCUCCAUUUUUGGAGUGGCGUCGCCCAUUCUUGCGGCUGUCCCGCUUAUCGUCAUUAUUGCAUUAUCAGCCAUCAAGGAGUCCAUUGAAGAUUCCCGAAGAACAGCGCUGGAUAUGGAGGUCAACAAUCAGCCCACGCAUAUUCUCUCGCAGGUUAGAGAAGUUGAAGGUUACACGUAUGAGAACCGUAAUGUGAGCGAUGAGAGUGUGUCACUCUGGAGAUUAUUCAAGAAAUGGAAUACUAAAAUGCUCUUCAAAACACUAGCUGCAUUGAAGGCUAACCUCACGAAGGAUGGUCGUGCCAAAAAGGCACGGGAAUUGCAUAAUCAAGAGAACCAGGAAAUUAAUAGAAACAGCUUUGAUAGCUCCGUGGGCCACAACCACAUGAUGAGUGUGGCCAAUAACAGGCAUUCCAUGAUGAGCGGUAUUUCAAUGGCCAUUCCAAGCAAGCAUGCUAGAGUUUCACAUAUGGACGAUCGAGUCCUCGCAUUCUCCAAGAAAUGUUGGAAAGAAGUGAAAGUGGGAGAUAUUGUCCGUGUUCAGAAUAAUGAAGAAGUCCCUGCGGAUAUUAUGAUUCUUUCCUCGAGCGAUGAAGACAAUUGUUGCUUCGUUGAGACAAAGAACUUAGAUGGAGAGACAAACUUGAAGGUGAAACAGGCGCUUAAGUUUAGUACAGAAAAGCACAAGCUAAAACGUGCCAAUGACUUCGUGAAUUUGGAUUUUGAGGUAGACAGUGAGGGCCCUCAUCCAAAUUUGUAUGCAUACGAGGGUUGUGUUUCAUACAAUGAGAAUGGGAUGGUGAAGAAAGAAAGUACAACGGUCAACAAUCUUAUUUUGCGUGGAUGCUCCCUUCGAAACACUAAAUGGAUCAUUGGAAUGGUGAUCUUUACAGGUUCAGACUCGAAGAUCAUUCUUAAUUCUGGCAUCACCCCUACAAAGAAGUCUAGGAUCUCAAGGGGCCUCAACUAUUAUGUCAUCAUCAACUUUGUUAUCUUGUUCCUUUUAUGUUUCGUUUCAGGUUUGGUGAAUGGUAUCUACUAUAAUACUAGUGGAGUUUCUCGAGAUUUCUUCGAGUUUGGAUCCCCAGCGGGCACGCCUGUUUUGAACGGUAUCGUCACAUUCUUUGUUGCCGUUAUAUUGUACCAAGCCUUGGUGCCUAUUUCGCUUUACAUCACCAUUGAAAUCAUCAAGUCAAUUCAAGCCUAUUUUAUUUACUGUGAUGUGGGGUUGUACUACGACAAGUUGGAUUUCCCAUGCAACCCCAGAUCGUGGAGUAUUUCUGAUGAUUUGGGCCAAGUGGAAUACAUUUUCAGUGACAAAACUGGAACUUUGACCCAGAACCUCAUGGAGUUCCGUAAAUGUACUAUCAAUGGAAUUUCAUAUGGAAGAGCGUAUACGGAGGCCUUAGCAGGUCUUCGGAAACGUCAAGGCGCAAAUGUUGAAGAAGAGAGCCGUAUUGAAAAGGCCGCAAUUGCAUUAGAUAAAGAGGCCAUGCUCAAGACGUUGAGACAGCACUGCAAGAACGUUUAUGAUGAGGAGCUCACAUUUGUCUCCAAGAAGCUCGCAGAUGACUUGAAUGGAUCUGCUGGAAAACUUCAAAAGGAAAAAAAUGAAGAGUUCUUACUCAGUCUUGCAUUAUGUCAUUCUGUCUUGGCAGAGGAAGAUCCAUCCGACUCUCUGAAGUUAAUAUUGAAGGCUCAAUCUCCAGAUGAGGCAGCAUUGGUUGGCACAGCACGUUCUUUGGGAUUUGUUUUUAACGGAAAGACGAAGAGAGGAUUCAUUUUGCGUGUUCAGGGAGAAAAGAGAGAAUAUCAGAUUCUCAAUACCUUGGAAUUCAAUUCCACCAGGAAAAGAAUGAGUGCAAUUGUGAAGCUUCCAAGUAACUCUGAAGAUGAGGAGCCUAGAGUUCUUCUCUUAUGUAAGGGCGCAGACUCAAUUAUCUACAGCAGGCUCUCGAAGACGAAUAGUUCGACUAUGUUGGAGACCACCUCCCGCCAUUUGGAAGAAUAUGCAACUGAGGGAUUGAGAACUUUGUGUAUUGCAAAGAGAGAAUUGACUUGGUCAGAGUAUUUGAAGUGGAAUGAAAAGCAUCACGAAGCGUCGUCGUCUUUAACCAAUCGUGAGGAUAAAAUGGAAGAGGUUGCCGACUCUAUUGAGAGAGAAUUGACUCUUUUAGGAGGCACGGCAAUUGAAGAUAGAUUGCAGGACGGAGUUCCUGAUUCCAUUGCUAUUUUAGCAGAUGCUGGUAUUAAAUUGUGGGUAUUGACUGGAGAUAAGGUUGAAACAGCCAUCAACAUUGGGUUCUCAUGCAAUUUGCUUGGAAAUGAUAUGGAACUUUUGGUUUUGAAAACUAACUUGACUGAUGAGGAAAAGAUCCAGAAUAAUGUGAUUGCUGGCGAUGAUGACGCAAUGAUAAUUGAAAGAUUAAUUACUAACUAUCUCAAACGAUGCUUUGGUUUGACUGGUACCGAGGAGGAUUUGAAAUUAGCCAAGAAAGACCAUUCUGCUCCCAAUGAAAGGUUCGGUGUUGUCAUUGAUGGUGACGCAUUGAAAUUAGCAUUAGCAGACCCCGAGGUACAAAGAAAAUUCUUACUUUUGUGUAAACAGUGCAAAGCUGUUCUUUGUUGUCGUGUUUCCCCAGCUCAAAAAGCUGCCGUCGUAAAGAUGGUGAAGGACACACUUGAUGUGAUGACCUUGGCUAUCGGAGAUGGAUCCAACGAUGUUGCCAUGAUUCAAGCUGCUGACGUUGGUGUUGGUAUUGCCGGAGAAGAAGGUCGCCAAGCAGCUAUGUCUUCUGACUACGCGCUUGGACAGUUUAGAUUUUUGACCAGAUUACUCUUAACUCACGGUCGUUGGUCAUAUAAGAGAUUUUCUGAAGUCAUUCCAAGCUUCUUUUUCAAGAAUAUCAACUACACCCUUGCCUUAUUUUGGUACAGCGUAUGCAACGAUUUUGAUGGUUCAUACUUGUUUGAUUACACUUACUUGGUCUUUUACAACUUGGCAUUUACUGCUGCGCCUGUGAUCUUGUUGGGAGUAUUUGAUCAAGAUGUAUCCGCUGAAGUAUCCAUGUUGGUUCCACAAUUGUACAGAGUUGGAAUCAUGCAGCAGGAGUUCACCGAGACCAAAUUUUGGAUUUAUGUCAUCGAUGGUGUGUACCAGUCUUUGAUCUCAUUUUUCUUCCCAUACUUGAUGUACUAUUACUCCUUCCAGGAUACCUCCGGACUUGCAGUGGAUCAUCGUUUCUAUGUGGGAGUACUCGUAACGUGCAUUUCGUGUAUUGGCAGCAACUUCUACGUGUUAAUGCAUCAGUACAGAUGGGACUGGGCGUCACUCCUUGGUAUUUCGCUCUCAUGCUUGGUGAUCUUCGGCUGGACUGGCUUAUGGACCAUUACUCCUCUUUCGUCCGAGUUUUAUCACGCUGCCACCGCCAUGUUUGGUAUGACGCAAUUCUGGACAUGCUUAGGCGUAGGAUUUUUAGUUUGUUUACUUCCAAGGGGUCUUUAUGACAUGUCACAGAAGUUAUUCUUCCCCAUUGACAGUGACAUUGUUCGUGAACAAGUCAAGCUCGGAAAGUUUGCUCGGUAUCCCGAGAAAUACGACCCCACUGAUCCCAAUCGAACCAAGGUAAAGCUUCAAGAGCCAACACCAAAAGGCAAGAUUGUUACCCAGAAACAAAAACGAAAAUCAGUGUUCGAUUCGUUUCGCCAACUGGUGCUAGGAUCGUACUACGAUGACACCACUUCAAUUCUUGAGACAUACCAUGUACGGACGAAUGACGUCAACAUGUUGGACAAGGUGGAACCAAUUGCCAUGGAGACCAUUAGCAAGAGAGAGCAGAUCAAGGAGACCAAGAAAGCACGAAGAGCACUGAAUUUCCGGACUUCUCUCGAGCUCGCAGAGUAUCCCACAGCAAGAACUUUAAACUCCAUGCAUGAAGAAAGCUCACGUUUCUCAGAGUUUCAAUAG
Molecule: messenger RNA, 4680 nt
Organism: Sungouiella intermedia
Lineage: Eukaryota; Fungi; Ascomycota; Pichiomycetes; Serinales; Metschnikowiaceae
Source: the annotation of a GenBank genome assembly